GCCCUCGGCGGUGGAUUAGCGAGCCUGGGGGGCCCGCGCUGGGCGGUGGAUUAGCGAGCCUGGGGGAUGCGCUGGGCGGUGGAUUAGCGAGCCUGGGGGAUGCGCUCGGCGGUGGAUUAGCGAGCCUGGGGAAUGCGCUCGGGGCGGCCAUGAGGGCGGCGGGGCCGUGCGGGGAGUGCGGGGAGACGGGCACGGGCCGGUACCGCUGUCCGCGCUGUGCCAGCACAUACUGUUCCGUGCGGUGCUGCCGGACCCACCGCGAGCGCUGCGCGCCGCGUUCCAGCCAGGAGCGGGACGGGGAGCGCGGCAGGGAGCAGGGUCCCCCCGCGGCCCCGCCGAGCCCCGCACACGGCCCCUGGUCCCUGGAGGACAUCCUGGGCGAGGAGGAUGAGCAGGACCGCGUCCCGCUGCAGAAACUCAAGCUUUUAGGGGAAUCAGAAGAACUGAGGGGUUUGCUGCUGAACCCACACCUCCGGCAGCUGCUCCUCACCAUCGACCAGGCAGAAGACAAAAGCUCCCUCAUGAGGAGGUUCAUGCAGGAACCCCUGUUUGUGGAGUUUGCAGAUUGCUGCCUGAGCAUUGUGGAGCCUCCCGAGAAGGAGAACAUCCUCCCCGAGUGAGCACGUUUUCCUUUCCUUGAGGUUUUUGUGCUGCAGAGCUGCUCCAUUCUGUGUCUUUCCUCAGGGUCUGGUCACUUUGCCCCUGGAUUUCAAUUUGCUCUGAUUUCAAUUUGGAGCUGACAGAGCUUUUUAGAGACUUGGGGGUUGAACCUGACACUGUGCAGCGUUGGUACAGAAAUACUGGCAACCGUGGGAAAUGCUACUUCACAGUGACAAUAUUAAAUAUAUUUGCAUUUAUUUUAAUCGACAAAUACUCUGAAACGUUUUUGUUCGUUGUUUGGGACGGUCAGACACCUUGACAAGGCGUGGAGCAGUUUAUUUAAAAUGACACACACAGAGGAGCUGAACAUUUUCGAGACCCAUGAGCAAGAAAGGGACGGUACAGGGCACCUCUGAUGAGACCGUGGGCAGGGCAGUGCUGUUUGGGGAGCUCUGGAAACGCCUGGCAGCUGUGAGAGCUCGUAUAUUUUGGUCAUAAGAGAGAAAAAAGCAAGAGCCCAGUCUUGCUUUUCCCUGAGACAUCUGCCCUCAGUGUUAGGUUGGCUGCUCCUCCCUCCCUCGGUCAGUCAGAAGUGUGCCAGUGUUGGGGAACGCUGGGGGUCAGUCAGGAGGGGUUGUACCUCUGAGAACCCAGCAGGAAUCAGGAAUAUUUGCAUUAUUUGCUCUCUCAUGACCAGCCUCUUGCUUCUCCAGGUAGUGCCAGCAGCGUUCAGUUCAAGUAUUUAUUGCUUAGAGCACCUGAUCUGGUUUAGUUGAUUGUUCUCAUAGUGCUGAUAUAUCCUAUAACAUGUGCCUGUGUGGAGGAAUGGCCCCCACACCCCCAAAUUUGACCUAUAGUAGAUUACAUUGUAUUUUACGUACAAGGCAUGGAGGUGGAAGCUCUGAGGUAGCAGCAGAUGUGGCCGUUGAGUGAUUUGAAAGCAGCAGCUUGCAGAGAGCCCUUCCCUGAAGGCAGAGGUGUGCAGGGGCCAGGCCUAUGUGGGCAGGAGUUCCUUUCUGUCCAGCAGAAUCUGGUUGAAUCCCGUGAUGGAACAGGCAUCCCUGUGGGGGCUGACGUUGGAGUAGUGCAGGGGGGACUUCCUGCAGUGGAACCUGACAGAGCCCUGCAAGGAAAAGAGGUGGAGAGGUCAGCUGGGGGGCUGGCCUGCUUUUGAGGUGGUUUUGUUGUUCAUGCUUAGUGUCUCUGAGCAACUAGUGACUGUGAGGAUAGAAGACCUCCAGAGGAGCUUUAGUACAAAUGGAUUUCAGAGAAGUGAGUACCAGUACUGUAAUUUGAACUGGAAUUAGCUUAAACUCUGGAGAUUGGAGCAUUUAGUGCUGAACUUGCUACUGCUUCUGCCUACCUGCAGUAACUGUGACCGGUUCUUGCACCCAGAAUUUUAUGCAACCUCAGAAAAGUUUCCAAAAAACCCACCAAAGUGAUUUGUAACAAGGUGCAGUUCCUGAGGGCAGCCACUGGCUGCGGGUUGUUGUUAGGAAAUGGUAUCCAGGACUAUUCCUGAACUCCUGGCACCCUCCCCGUGCUGGCUGGGGUCCGUGAGGUGGUUACCUGUGGGAGAGCUCUGAUGGAAGCGAUGCCACAGCCCAGGGAAGGGCUCUCCAGCCUGGAGCAGCCGCUGUCCUGGAGCCCCCUGAGCCAGCCCAGCAGCGCCAGGUCCCUGCGGGGCCCCGUGGCCGUGACGGGGGCAGCAGCCAGGACAAGGCCCAGGGGCCAGAACUGGACAAGGGCCUGCCCAGGCCACGCUGUGUCCAAGGAACAAGGCAGUUUGGCCGGGAUGGCUCCAGGAGCUGGGAACUCCUUCCCUUCCCCCUCAUCCAGUUCUGCUGCUGCCAACGCGGCCAUUUUUGCCUGGUGAAGAUAAGGAACAAUAUUCAACGAGGUUCUCAGACACCUUGAGCAGAAUUUAAAGAGUCUGAAAAGGAGGGAAUCUGAAAGGGCAGCAGACCCUUUGGGGCAUUGCCGUGGAGGUAAGGAAUGGGUUUAUGCUGCAGAAUAGAAGCAGGACUGGCAUCCUCUGCUCUCCAGCUGGAGAAUACUUUAAUGGAGCACUGACAGUGCUGCUUUUGUAGUUAGUUGAGGCAGAGUAGUAACUACUAAGAGGGAGAUUCCUUCUAAAACAAAAAGCCUCAGUGACUGAGUUCUGUGCUUCCCUGUGCCCACACCCUCACCUUCCAUCUCCUCCAGCCACGUUGGAUGACGUUGGCAGCCCCGCGCAUCCUUCGGAACCGACUCCUGGCCAGCCAGGAACGGACAGCUGAGGAUUCAGUGGAAACAAAGCUGAGUACAAACAAUCUCAGGAGCUCUGGCACACAGUGUAAGAGGUGGCACUUCACCACCCCUGCCACUUUAAUCCCCCAAUACAACUGGAAACGUUCCUUGUUCUGUUGUUCCAGCCACACCCUUGUGGAGUUACCUGCUUGGAUGACAGUUGCAGACCGUUUUUCCUUGGCUAAUUUCUUCUGCUUAAACCUUCUCCAGCAACACUGAAUGCAAAAUGCUUUCUCAUUUAACACCUCUGCUCUCCUGGCUUCCAGUAGCUCCAGCUGCAGUGGGGACAGGAGCCUGCAGUUAGUACUCAGGGCAGAGUUGUGCUCUCAACUCUUCCCUUUUCUGCAGCCUCUUGGUGUUUGUCAGAGAGCCACAUCCUCAUUCCUGUGUCCUGUGACUGCUGGAUUAGGUGUUGGAAGUGACAGCACUCCAUUAGUGCUUGUUAGAUAAUAUGGAAACAAAAAUGUAAGUAGUUGGGGGGGUCACAGUAGCAGCUGUCUUAAAAGCAGCUCCACUGAAGGGGGUUCUUCUACGGCUGCAUCCUGCAAGCUUGGCAAAGGUACCUCUGUCUCCUUCAUCUUCUUCCCCAAGGAAGCUGUGUGGGCCAGUUGGAGUAGCCAAAUCUGUCAGCUGAAGGUAAGGAAAGCUGUAAUCUUUCCUGGAAUUGGGAGAAUCCUGACAGUUCUAGACACAAGUGCAGCUCCUUGUCCCUUGGCUCCACAGAGGCCAUUAAACAACGUGCUUCUGAGGGCUGGGCUCUGAUGGAUGCCUGAUUGAGUAAUUUGAAGGAAAAUGCCCAAUUCUGGUCACACUGGCUUGGCAGGAGCACUGCCCCCACCGUGGUGAUACCUGUGCCAGAAUCCCCACUGGGCAGGUGAGCUCCAGAAUCAUCAGCCAACUUACCACAGAACUGGCCAGGAAUACUUUGGUCUUCCCACAGUACACUGAGGGGGUUCCUGGUGCACUCCCUGUUUGCUCAGCAGUGGUUUGUCCCAUGACAACGUUCUGCAGGAUCUCGAGAACAGCAGAACGUGACGCUUUGUCUUCAUCCAUCGCUGGAGUCUCGCCUGGAAACGAAGCAUUGAGGAGGAGGAGUCACAAGACUUGGAAAUCAGGACCAAGGAAUUGUCUUCACACUGAGAUUUCUUGGCCAUGUAGAGGGGGAAAACCUCCAGCAAGAGGGGAGGAGGUGAUGGCUGAGAGCACUCAACCUCACGGGGGUUUGGGGUAAAAUGGGACAGCACAGAUUUCACCAGGUGCCUGCAACCAGACAACCAGUGUGGGGGGUGUUUUAACUGGGAACAAAGAACAAAAAAGCAAGGAAUUGGACUCAGCCUUAAUGUACUGAAAGGUGCAGGAGGGGGAAACAACUUGUGCACAGGUCUCCAGCCUUCCCAGGGCAUCGGAAGCAGCUGCGGGGUCAGGUACUGAGCAGGACUUUAUUGCAGCAAUUAGAGGUUAUUAAAACCAUUUGUGGGACACAGUGCACAGCUUUUUACAUCAUGAGACAAAGAGGUUGGCCAGAUGAAUCUUAACUGCAAAUUCAGACGUAAUUCAGAGCUGUCCUUGAAAGAGAUUGUGUUGUUCAAGGCAAUGCCGCAGGAGUUCCUGCAAUGGGCUUUGUAUCAUUCCAUCCUGGAUACUGUUUGCUUGUCUGCUAUAAAUAUUUCUAAGGAGAUGAGAGCAUUUUAAGGUACUGAAAACAAAUAGGAGCAAUUCUUGCCUACAGGAAGACAUCUGGUGCCUGUGAUGGUGUUCAUGGGGCCGGGCUGAUAAGGGAACCAAAAGCUUAUCCCCGUGUUUGGGAAAUUUGUUUUGCUUUGUUUGCACUUAUUACCCCCUAAAGAUAAAAAGGGCUAAGAACCUAUCACACAGAGGCUUUGCAGCUAAUGGGUUUGUAAUUGAGGGGGAAAGAUACAGUGUGUAAGUAAUUUUCCAGCCUGUACUUCCUUCCUCCACUCCAUUUCCAGCCGGUGAAUGGAUAUCCAGGCAUUUUACUUAUCUGAACAGGCUGGUACUUACUGGUCCUGCUUCCUGCUGGUUAUGGAACAGACCCACUGGGUGAAGAUGGGAUUAACUGGGGAGAGAGAAGGGGGUUGCAGGAACCUUCAGUAUUAAAUGUAACCUCCUGAUGAGCUCCUCCUUUUAGGGGUUCACAGCAAAGGCAUUACCUUGUAGACUGGGUUGUGUUUUUUAAAGUCCAUCCUCGCUCUUGCUUAGAGAAAGAGAAGUUUGCAAAAGGUGGAAGAAGCAGCAGAAUCCAGGUAAGCUGGAAGGUCAGUGAUUCAGCAAGGAAGCAAAGUGGGGGGAAAAAAGAAAGGAAGGAGAAGGAACAUGAGCCAAAAGGUAAGAGGUUUUUCAAGUCUGCUAAAGAACCAACUGUAAAUCAAAUGAUAUUGGGUGGGGGGAACCCCAGACACCACUGUAACUGUAAUUGUUCCAGCCAAGAGGAACACAGGAAACCAGCAGUAAGAGGAAAGAUUUUAAAAAGAGCCUGCUGUAAGCAUUAGGCAAAUUAGAAACUCCAACUGGUGACAGAUUAGAGAAGUAUUCUGAGAACAGAGGUGUCCCUCGUGCUGAACACAGCAAUAUCAAUGAUCUAUGCAAUAUCAGAUGGGUGCAGUGGUAAUUUUACUUGAUGGCAGAGGGAUUAUCUGCACAAACAUACCUUUUUCCUCAGCAGUGUGAGAGUUGCUUUUAUCACAGACUCUUCUUUUACUGGGCCCACAGGACUUUCUCAGGAUUUCGUAGCGCUCAGUGAAACGUUGGAAGGGGAUCCUGGCAGACAAACACACAGUGAAUUCCAGAGUCACCACUGUGGCAAAGAACUUAUCUUUUGGGGGGAAAAACUGCAGAAUGGCUUCACAGAUCCAGUGCAGGGAAUGCAAACAGACUGAUGCCUGAAGAGUCACCAACAGGCAAGAAACUACAAACUCCCAGUAGUGCCUGUAGCAAAGACUGGGCAGGAAUUGUGCUUGGAUAUGACAAUGAUGAGCUUCACCCCAUCAGUGCUGAGCUGUGACUAUCUCAGGCCUUGCUCUGCACCCUCUAAAGGUGGUCAAGAAAGCCCAGCAAGGCUGUGAUGGGAUGCUGAGCUCUGAGAUGUCUACACUUAGAUAAAUGCCUUUUAUGAUUUAAUUUUAAUUGCUAAAAAUGUUGCUGUGAA
This is a messenger RNA of Chiroxiphia lanceolata (lance-tailed manakin), 6055 nucleotides long. RefSeq names its product zinc finger HIT-type containing 3 (gene ZNHIT3). The transcript is spliced from 4 exons. Gene Ontology annotation, cellular component: pre-snoRNP complex; nucleus. NCBI's taxonomy places the organism in Eukaryota, Metazoa, Chordata, Aves, Passeriformes, Pipridae. The coding region runs from base 150 to 620 and encodes 156 amino acids. Gene Ontology annotation, biological process: snoRNA localization; maturation of LSU-rRNA from tricistronic rRNA transcript (SSU-rRNA, 5.8S rRNA, LSU-rRNA); box C/D snoRNP assembly. Gene Ontology annotation, molecular function: protein binding. The record is from RefSeq and is a predicted model, not a curated record.